GUAAUUAAAAAAGUAUUUUUAAGAAUGAUUUUGAAAGAACAAUUUGUGUAUGGAAGUUAGCGCCUAGCAUAGCAUUGAGCAGCGGAGAAAGGGAAGAAAAUGGAGUGAUUUAGUUAUGAAAAUGGAUUCAGCGAGUGUUAGGGAAUUCAUAGCAAAGGAAUUUGGUGAUUGGGACGACGAUGUGAUUUACGUUGCUCGAUUCAAAGCCUUUUCCGGUCAAAGAUGCGAUUGGGAACCGACUUUCCUCUUCUGGAAACACUUGAUCAUCAAAAUCGCCACCCAUUUUCGCAUCCUCCUCAUUACACCCUCCCAGGUCAAGAAUGAAUGGUUCAAUCGAGGAGGGUUAACCCCUUUGUGUCUUGACGAUGUACUGUCUCUAAUGUAUGAUGAAGGUGACAUCACCAGAACUUUGGAUCUUGCUGAUCCAACGCGUGGACGAUUCUCCCAACUAGUACGGACACUCACUAACUUGAUAACAAGGCCACCAACUCCAGAUAUUAUGGCUGAGCAAUGCGUUAUCGUAAUCACCAUGCUUAAGGAUAAGGCUGCUGAAGUUGUCAAACAUCUAUCUGAAAGUCACUGGAAUUCAUCUUGUGUUGUCACAAUGAAGAAGUUUCAGGAUAUAUGUGGAGGGCCGGAUGAAGCAUCUGUAAUAUUGAGGUAUCUGUCUGGGUCUAGAACAGCACAGUAUCUGUCAGUGAAUGAGAAAGAAUUUGUACAGGGGGUAAAGGUUUCUCUCUCUGUAGGAGCAUUAUGUAGUAUCUCUAAUUUAGAUUAUGAUGUACUGCACUUGAUUUGGACAACUGAGAAGCUUCAGCAACAACUCGAUGUGACUGACAGGCGUUAUGAAUUGUUGAGAAAAUCAGCAUUGGCUUCUCUACAUUCUGGGAACAAAAAAUUGGCCCGUAACUAUGCAAGGGAGAUGUUAUUAGCCACCAAGAGUAGAGAAAAAUGUUCAUCACUUUUGAGCAGAGUAGAGGAAGUACUUGGCAUUAUUGCCGACGCUGAGUCAACAAAAAAGGUUGCUGAAGCUAUGCAGAUUGGAGCUCGGGCUAUUAAAGAAAAUAAGAUCAGCGUGGAAGAUGUUUAUCUUUGUUUAAGAGAUAUUCAAGAGAGCAUCGAUUCACACAAGGAAGUUGAAAACACACUAGAACAAACACCAUCAUACGUGGAUAUCGACGAUGAAGAUAUUGAAGAGGAAUUUGAGAAGUUGGAGCUGGGUGUUGAGAAAGAGGCACAAGUUCCUGCAGCGGAGAAGACGACUAGUGCAGAAUUUAUUAGUGAUGCUUUCUCAAAUCUCAAGCUUUCAGACCGUCCAGCUGUGGAGCCAGGAGUCACUCAGGUGGUGUCAGAGGGAGGCAAAUUAACAAAAAAAUUAGAAAUGGAAGCUGUGUAAGUUUGAAAAUGAAAAUUAUGGUUGUGGUGCUUAAUUUCUGGCAAUGGAGUUACUCAUGGUUCGACUGUUAGUUAUAACAUUCUCCAUUUCAGAUGUACAGUUAAUGUUGGCGGAUAAAUCUCCAAUCAUAUGUAUUUUCAAGGACUAGAAUAUUAGUAAUUAAGAUAGAUUCGUAAUUUGUCCUUAUGCAUGUCAUUUAAAAAAAAAAAAAAACAAUUUUAUGCUUUAAUGUUUUA
Molecule: messenger RNA, 1632 nt
Organism: Cajanus cajan (pigeon pea)
Lineage: Eukaryota; Viridiplantae; Streptophyta; Magnoliopsida; Fabales; Fabaceae
Product: SNF7 family protein
Biological process (GO): vesicle budding from membrane; late endosome to vacuole transport via multivesicular body sorting pathway
Cellular component (GO): multivesicular body; cytoplasmic side of plasma membrane; ESCRT III complex
Source: RefSeq, a predicted model, not a curated record